UUCACCGCCUCGCGGCAAAGGCGCCCGGCCAUUGGCUGCCGCCAGCGCCCCGCCCCGUGACCCGGAAGCGGUUGCCGGCAAGAUGGCGCCGCCCUGCGCAGGGGCCGCCGCCGGGCGCUGAGCGCGGAGCCGCCAUGAGCCUGGCCUGGGCGCGGGCGCUGGCCCGGGGGCUGCGGGCGCCCCGCGGCCUCCCCCAGGUGGUGGCAGCCCCGCGGCGGCAGGCGAGCGAGGUGGCGCCGGGGCGGCCGGCGGGUGACGGUGACGCCGGUGACGACGACGGUGACGCCGAGGGCGGCGCGGGGCCGGCGGCGUUCGGGGCGGCGCUGGCGGCGCUGGAGCGGGCGCCGGGGCGGCGCCGGGGGCCGCUGGAGCUGGUGCCGGCGGCGCUGGCGGCCAUGGCGGCGUGCGGGGUGGCGGGGCGGCGCGACGCCUACCACCGCCUGCUGCGCCUCUUCCCCCGCGGGCCCCUGCUGCCCCGCGGCCCCCUCCAGCGCCUGCUCAGCCCCUGCCCCCGGCACCAGGCCUGCGCCCUGCAGCUCCUCGAGCAGAUGGAGGCCCACGGGGUGGUGCCGGACGCGGAGACGCAGUUCCUGCUGCUGGGGGUCUUCGGGCCGCGCAGCCCCCCCGUGCGCAAGUGCCAGCGCAUGCUGUACUGGCUGCCGCGCUUCCGGCACGCCGACCCCCACCCGCUGCCCCCCCGGCUGCCCCCCGAGCCCCUGGAGCGCGCCCGCCUCGCCCUGCGCCGCAUCGUCGCCGACCCCCGCGCCCCCCUCACCGUCUACCAGAUGCCGGUGCCGACGACGCUGAGCUCCGGCGAGGAGACCGUGCUGCCCUACAUCAUCGGGGCGCAGAGCGCGGAGCAGCGGGAGCAGCUGGGCCGGCACGACCCGGCGCGGCCCGUCGUGGUGGAGGGGCCCUUCCCGCUGUGGCUGCGCGGCACCCGCCUCGCCUACUACGUGCUGCGGGGGCAGCCGCCCCCCCCCGGCGCCCGCGAGGAGCCGCCGGACCCCGAGCGGAGCUUCUACUUCCCGCUGCAGCUCGACCUGGACCUGGAGCGGGGGCCCUGGGACGACGACGACUUCGACGUGGACGAAGUGGAGGAAGGCCCCGUGUUCGGGCUGUGCAUGGCGGGCGCCGGGGACCGGGCCACGCUGGCGCGCUGGCUGGCGGGGCUGCAGCUCCGCAACCCCGUGCUGGCCCGCACCCCCGUCGUCUUCCGCCUCGGGGGGGCCGCCGCCGAGCCGCCCCCCCCCGCCGCCGCCGGCACCCCCCUCCCCGCCGCCGCCGGGCCCCCCCCUGCCGCCCUUCCCCGCGCCGCCGCCGAGGAGGAGGAGGAGGAGGAGGAGGAAGAGGAGCCGCCGGGCCGCCGGGUGCAGCGCGAAGCCUGAACCCCCCCCCUCUGUGGGGGCACCCAUGGGUGCUGCCCCCCCCGUUCCCCCCCCCCCCCACCGCGGGCUUGUGGCUAAUAAAUGGAGCUGAGAG
Molecule: messenger RNA, 1482 nt
Organism: Dromaius novaehollandiae (emu)
Lineage: Eukaryota; Metazoa; Chordata; Aves; Casuariiformes; Dromaiidae
Gene: ECSIT
Product: ECSIT signaling integrator
Exons: 8
Coding region: 135-1388 (417 amino acids)
Biological process (GO): cell surface receptor protein serine/threonine kinase signaling pathway; innate immune response
Cellular component (GO): mitochondrion
Source: RefSeq, a predicted model, not a curated record